GACGGUAUGUGCUCUUUUCUGGUGUCUUGAAAAUUUUCCAAAUUUUCCCAAAUAAUUGCAUAAAUAGUGAAUUUUCUGCAUUUAUUCGGUCGAUUGAAGCAUCGAUGCAAAUCAAUAAAGCUAACACAACAGCAAAAUGACAAACUCAAAAGGUUAUCGUCGUGGUACCCGAGACAUGUUCUCGCGUCCAUUCAGAAAGCAUGGUGUUAUUCCACUUUCAACAUAUAUGAAAGUCUACAAAAUCGGCGAUAUCGUUGACAUCAAGGGUAAUGGUGCCGUUCAAAAAGGUAUGCCAUACAAAGCUUAUCACGGUAAAACUGGUCGUGUGUACAACGUAACACCACAUGCUGUCGGCGUUAUUGUCAACAAACGUGUACGCGGAAAGAUUUUGCCAAAACGUAUCAAUGUCCGUAUUGAACACGUUAAGCACUCAAAAUGCCGUGAAGAUUUUUUGCGCCGUGUCAAGGAAAACGAAAAUUUGUUGAAAGACGCCAAAGAAAAGGGCAAAUGGGUAUCGUUGAAACGCGAACCAAAACCACCACGUCAAUCACGCGUUGUGAAAAAUCCACCAACCCCAAUCGCAUUGGCACCAAUUCCAUACGAAUUCAUUGCCUAAGUUAAAAGCCGUUUACAGUUUUUAAUUUUUACAAUUCUUAAUUUGUAUGUGAAAUGAAAAUGGAAGAAAAAAUAAUAAUCAACAACAAAAUGCGAAAAAUAUAAACAA
Messenger RNA from Sitodiplosis mosellana (orange wheat blossom midge), 724 nucleotides. It is a transcript of the gene RpL21, whose product is annotated as 60S ribosomal protein L21. The transcript has 3 exons. NCBI's taxonomy places the organism in Eukaryota, Metazoa, Arthropoda, Insecta, Diptera, Cecidomyiidae. Gene Ontology annotation, molecular function: structural constituent of ribosome. Gene Ontology annotation, biological process: translation. The coding region runs from base 137 to 616 and encodes 159 amino acids. The record is from RefSeq and is a predicted model, not a curated record. Gene Ontology annotation, cellular component: ribosome; cytosolic large ribosomal subunit.